AUGGAAUUUAAAGGGCCUUUCUCCUGGUGGAUAAUAUUGUGUGGAUGGAUCUUUGUCUUCUUCCAUGCAUGUCAUGGCGACCUGAGUUACUCGGUUCCGGAGGAGACGAAGAAAGGAUUUGUAGUCGGCAAUGUAGCGAAGGAUCUAGCUCUCGAUAUCAAGGGACUGGCCUCUCGUGAAUCUCGAUUAGAUACGGAAGACAAUGGCCAACGUUUUUGCGACAUAAAUCUUCAAACGGGCGAGCUAUUUGUCGUCGAGAGGAUUGACCGAGAAGAGCUCUGCGGAUCUAAAAUAUCCUGCAAUCUGAGAUACGAACUGGUGUUAGAAAAUCCGUUAGAGCUGCAUCAAGUAUCCAUCCAUGUCGAGGAUGUAAAUGACAACUCACCUGUUUUCCCAAAGAAUGAUAUUAAGCUAGAAAUAAGAGAAUCUGCAGAUAAAGGUGAGAGAUAUCCCUUAGAUGAGGCUCACGAUGUGGAUGUAGGUCGGAACGGCAUACAGAGCUAUUAUCUAGAGAAAAAUUACCAUUUUACGUUGGCUGUGCAUUCUAAUCCCGAUGGUGGAAAAUACAGUGAACUGAUUUUAGAUAAGGAGCUUGAUCGUGAGCAAGAGCAGGAAAUAGUAUUAACACUUACUGCUACUGACGGGGGUACUCCGCAGAGAUCAGGCACUGUAACCAUACACAUCACUGUUUUGGAUGCUAACGACAACCUGCCAGUUUUCACUCAGCAAACGUAUGAUGUGAAGCUGCUUGAAAAUUCACCCCUGGGUACUGCAGUCGUCACGGUUAGUGCAACAGACGCAGACGAGGGCGCAAAUGGCGAGGUCACAUACGAAUUCAACCGCAUAUCUGACAAAGCAGCUAAGCUCUUUUCAAUAGACAGUGUGAGUGGGGAAAUAACAGUUACAGGGCCCGUUGACUUCGAAGACAAAAGGGAACAUGAAAUACGUGUUCAGGCAAAAGAUGGUGCAGGACUAGCGUCCACAGCCAAGGUAAUCGUUAAUAUCAUGGACGUCAAUGAUAACGCACCAGUUAUAUUUCUAAAGUCGUUCAAGAGCCAUGUGUUAGAGCAUGCAUUACCUGGCACAGAGGUGGGAAUUAUUAAUGUGCAGGAUAAGGACUCGGAGGGCAACAGGCAGGUCCGUUGUUCUAUUCAGCAAAAUGUUCCUUUUAAAUUAAAUCCAUCCAUCAAGAAUUACUAUUCACUAGUGACAACAGCUGAACUGGAUCGUGAACUUGUCAGUGAGUAUAAUAUAACAAUUGUUGCCACUGAUGAAGGUAACCCACCACUCUCUUCCUCCGAAACAAUUCACCUCUCUGUCUCUGAUAUAAAUGACAAUCCCCCUGUGUUUGAGGAGCAGUCGUACAGUGCAUAUGUGUCUGAGAAUAACAAGCCUGGCUCCUCUGUGUGUUCUGUUAGUGCCAGAGACCCAGACUGGAGACAGAAUGGCACAGUCUUCUACUCUCUGUUGCCCAGUGAGGUCAAUGGCGUUGCGCUCUCCUCAUAUUUAUCCAUUAAUGGAGACACAGGGGUGAUCCAUGCUGUGAGGGCCUUUGACUAUGAGCAGUUUAGAAGCUUCAAAGUUCAGGUUGUAGCCAGAGACAAUGGUUCUCCUCCACUCAGCAGCAACGUGACUGUGAGUGUGUUCAUAACAGAUGAGAAUGAUAACUCUCCUCAGAUAUUAUACCCUACUCCAGAAGGAAACUCCUUCAUGACUGAGAUGGUUCCUAAAGCUGCUCUUUCUGGCUCGCUGCUGUCCAAAGUGAUUGCUGUUGAUGCUGACUCUGGACAGAACGCAUGGCUGUCAUAUCAGAUCGUCAAGUCGACUGAUCCGGGACUUUUCACUAUUGGUGUCCACAGUGGAGAGAUCAGGGCUCAGAGGGACAUUUCUGAAUCUGACAGCAUGAAGCAGAACCUUGUGAUCUCAGUGAAAGAUAACGGACAGCCCUCUCUCUCUACAACCUGUGCCGUAUACUUAGUCAUCUCAGAUAACUUGGCUGAAGUUCCUGAACUCAAAGACAUGUCUUAUGAGGAGAACAACUCUAAACUCACAUCUUAUCUGAUCAUUGCUCUGGUGUCUGUGUCCACAUUUUUCCUGACUUUCAUCAUCCUGAUCAUUGCUGUGAGGUUGUGUCACAGGAGGAAGCCCAGACUGUUGUUUGAUGGAGCAGUAGCCAUUCCCAGUGCAUAUUUACCUCCCAACUAUGCAGAUGUUGAUGGAACUGGAACUCUCCGUAGCACUUACAACUAUGAUGCCUACAUGACAACAGGCUCCCGCACAAGUGACUUCAAGUUUGUCCAGUCAUACAAUGACAACACCAUGUCUGCUGGAAGUACACUAAAGAAGAGUCCAAAUGAUAACAGCAACUGUUUGGACUUCUUUGAGGAAGCUUCAAAAUGCUCCACUUUGAUACAAGUAAAGGAACACAGGCCUAUACACCUUUUGCAAUCAUUCCUGAUCAUGUGA
This is a messenger RNA of Engraulis encrasicolus (European anchovy), 2466 nucleotides long. RefSeq names its product protocadherin beta-15-like. Gene Ontology annotation, cellular component: plasma membrane. NCBI's taxonomy places the organism in Eukaryota, Metazoa, Chordata, Actinopteri, Clupeiformes, Engraulidae. Gene Ontology annotation, biological process: homophilic cell-cell adhesion. The transcript has 2 exons. Bases 1 to 2466 code for a protein of 821 amino acids. Gene Ontology annotation, molecular function: calcium ion binding. The record is from RefSeq and is a predicted model, not a curated record.